Molecule: messenger RNA, 1584 nt
Organism: Hippopotamus amphibius kiboko
Lineage: Eukaryota; Metazoa; Chordata; Mammalia; Artiodactyla; Hippopotamidae
Gene: IFNE
Product: interferon epsilon
Exons: 2
Coding region: 645-1226 (193 amino acids)
Biological process (GO): humoral immune response; B cell differentiation; positive regulation of peptidyl-serine phosphorylation of STAT protein
Cellular component (GO): extracellular region
Molecular function (GO): cytokine activity; type I interferon receptor binding
Source: RefSeq, a predicted model, not a curated record
CGGCGGCGGCGGCGGCGGCGGCUGCGGCAGCGGCCGGAGCCGGAGGCGGGCGAGGGGCGGAGCCGGGGAGGAGCCGCGGCGGUGGCGGCCCCGGCGGCGGCAGGUGUGGACCGGGCGGAGGUGCGGGGCGUCCACUCCCGCCCCCGCUAGCCGGAGGCCCUGGCUCUGGGGCCGCACGGCCCCUCUGGAGGUGCUUCGCGUGCGGCUUCGACCUGCGCACAACUUGGGGCGCGGCCCGGGACGCGCAGGGUCCACGUCCGGAGCCCGGAGGAGAGAGACGAGCGGCCCCUGUCGCGGCGCCCGCGCGGACCAGAGAGGAGAGACGGCGGCCUGAGGGCGGCGGGGGCUGAGGGGCCCCUGCUUGCCCCCCGCCUCCCCCCGCGAGGCCGCGCGGCGCCUCAGCGCUCCAGCGGGACCCGCAGCCAACACAAUGGGGAAAGUGAAGGAAAUAGCCCAUGAACACUAUGAAAAGGGAACCAGAACCAGCCUAACAUGUAAACUUGGGGAAAUGACAGCUUUAGAAAACAAAACUACAUAAAAGAACACCUUCCAGAAUAGUCUGAGAUGCACGAACGACAAAUAGUCACUAGAGUUGGAGUUUUAUCAAGUCUGCACAGAGAUAAGUGGAAUAUUUGACCUUCACCAUGAGUAACAAGCCUUUCUUUGAAAUUGUGUUGGUGCUGUUGGCUUCUUCCACUCUCUACUCCCGAGAGCUGAAACUGGUUCUUUUCCAACAAAAGAGAGUGAACAGAGAGAGUUUAAAACUCUUGAAUAAAUUGCAGACCUCGUCAAUUCAGCAGUGUCUACCACACAGGAAAAACUUCCUGAUUCCCCAGAAGUAUAUGAGUCCUCACCUGUAUCAGAAAGGACAAGCACUGGCCAUUCUUCAUGAGAUGCUUCAGCAGAUCUUCAACCUCUUCAGGGCAAUUAUUUCUCUGAAUGGUUGGCAGGAAAGCCACAUGGAGAAGUUCCUCAUUGAACUUCAUCAACAGCUGGAAUACCUAGAAGCACUCAUGAGACUGCACGCAGAGCAAAACAAUGACACCUUGGGCAGUGAGAACCUUAGGUUACAGGUUAAAAUGUAUUUCCAAAGGAUCCGUGAUUAUCUGGAAAACCAGGACUAUAGCAGCUGUGCCUGGACCAUUGUCCAAGUAGAAAUCAACCGGUGUCUGUUCUUUAUGUUCCGACUCACAGGAAAGCUGAGCAAACAAGGAAUGGAAACUUGAACCAUGUGGAGAAAGAGCCAACUGCAGGCUUUAAAAGCAUAGGGUAGGUGGAGGGGUGGUAGGAUUUCUCCAGACACUAUUAUUUCUUUUUGUUUUAAAAUGGUAGUAUUGCUUGGUUGUGUGUGUGUGUGUAGAUAUAAAAUAUAUUUAUAUUGAUCUGUGCUUUAAAAUGAUGCACAUUGACUAUAAUUGUUUUUAUUUUCUAAUGUCACUUUGUGUUUUCUAUCCAUCUGAAAUUUUUAUGAGUUGAAAUGAUCAUUAAUAUUUCAUAAUUGCUCUUCAAAUGGGUAUAUUUUCAUAAAAGUUGGCCAGGUAGAUAUAACGAAAUAUGUUGCCACUGUAAUACUUUCUUUAUCAU